Molecule: messenger RNA, 4103 nt
Organism: Girardinichthys multiradiatus
Lineage: Eukaryota; Metazoa; Chordata; Actinopteri; Cyprinodontiformes; Goodeidae
Product: phospholipid-transporting ATPase ID-like
Exons: 29
Coding region: 310-3888 (1192 amino acids)
Biological process (GO): Golgi organization; phospholipid translocation
Cellular component (GO): plasma membrane
Molecular function (GO): ATP binding; ATPase-coupled intramembrane lipid carrier activity; ATP hydrolysis activity
Source: RefSeq, a predicted model, not a curated record
CGAGCCAUAACGGGUCUUCCUGUAUGGAUCACAAGCUUAUCUGACCCCUUACCUCGUGGACCUCCUUGGUUUCUAAUCCCUGCUCUGAAUCUGAUUCUGGACUGGUGCUUGGCCAUCCUUACCGGAUUCGAACGGGCUGGGAUUGCCUUCAUCUAAGACGCAAGCAGACAGACACCAGAACCUGUAUGUGACGGAUUUACAUCCGAUUUAAGUUGCCACAGCUGUGUUUGGAGUCCAGGACAUGUUGGAUCAACACCAUAAACUAGUCCUCACGAUUCCAGUGUGAAAAAUGGAAGAGCUCAGCUAAGGAUGGGAUCAGUCGUGUCGUUCUUUAGAAAGUUGUGUGGAGGGGAGAGGAAGAAAGAGGAGGAGAGGCUCCUGCGGGCGAAUGACCGAGCUUUCAACCUGUCCCAGCAGUACGCUAAAAAUGCCAUCAAGAGCUCCAAAUACAACAUUUUCACCUUCCUGCCUCUGAACCUCUUCGAGCAGUUCAGCCGGCUGGCCAACGCCUACUUCCUCUUCCUCCUCAUCCUUCAGCUAAUCCCACAAAUCUCUUCUGUCUCCUGGUUCACAACGGCCGUGCCUCUGGCCAUAGUGCUCACUGUAACGGGGGUCAAAGAUGCUAACGAUGACAUAAAGAGACACAAACAAGACAAGCAAGUGAACAACCGCAUGGUGAAAGUCCUCAUAAACGGAGAACUGAGAGAAGAAAAAUGGAUGAACGUCCAAGUUGGAGAUAUAGUCAAACUGGAGAGCAACCAGUUUGUCACAGCGGACCUCCUGCUUCUGUCCAGCAGUGAACCUCUCAAUCUGAUCUAUGUGGAAACCGCUGAGUUAGACGGUGAAACCAAUCUGAAGGUGAAACAGGGCCUGACUGUCACUGGAGAGAUGGGGGACAACAUUGAAGCUCUUUCUGCCUUUCAAGGUGAAGUUCGAUGUGAAGCUCCAAACAACCACUUGGACAAGUUCAAAGGGAUCCUGACUGUGAAUGGACGUCAAUACGGGCUGGACAACGAUAAGAUACUGCUUAGAGGAUGUACCGUGAGGAACACCGAGUGGUCCUUCGGUUUGGUCAUCUUUGGAGGUCCGGACACCAAGCUCAUGCAGAACAGCGGGAGAACCACAUUUAAAAGGACCAGCAUUGAUCAGCUGAUGAACAUCCUGGUGUUGUGUAUCUUUGGUUUCCUGGCAACGAUCUGUGCCAUUUUGACGGUAGGCCACACCAUCUGGGAGGUGAAGGAGGGCUCGACCUUCACAGCGUUUCUUCCCCGUCAACCAGGCGUUGAUAUUCCUCUAUCGUCCUUCUACUCCUUCUGGUCCUACGUCAUCGUCCUCAACACUGUGGUGCCCAUUUCCCUCUAUGUCAGCGUGGAGAUGAUCCGUCUUGGGAACAGCUUCUUCAUAGACUGGGACAGGAAGAUGUACUACCUGAAGAAGGACACUCCUGCUCAGGCCAGGACCACCUCGCUCAACGAGGAGCUGGGUCAGAUUAAAUACAUCUUCAGUGACAAGACCGGCACUCUGACACAGAACAUCAUGACGUUCAACAAGUGCUCAAUCAAUGGAAAAAACUAUGGGGAGCUGUUUGACUUUUUUGGACAAAGAAUUGAAAUAACCAAGAAAACGCAGAGAGUGGACUUCUCCUGGAACCAGCUGGCAGAUCCGAAGUUCAUCUUCCAUGAUUACAGCCUGUUGGAGACGGUAAAGGAGGGAAACCCGGAGGCUCAGGCCUUCUUCCGCCUGCUGGCUCUGUGCCACACCGUCAUGCCUGAGGAAAAGAAAGAGGGGGAGCUCAACUAUCAGGCUCAGUCCCCUGAUGAGGGCGCUCUGGUGACCGCAGCGAGGAACUUUGGGUUUGUUUUCUGGUCACGUACGCCAGAGACCAUCACAGUCAUAGAGAUGGGGAAGAAGGUUACAUAUCAACUUCUGGCUGUUCUGGACUUCAAUAACGUGAGGAAGAGGAUGUCAGUGAUAGUACGUAACCCUGAAGGCAAGAUGACCCUGUACUGCAAAGGUGCAGACACCAUCAUCUAUGAAAGAUUACACCCCUCCUGUAACAAACUGAAGGAAGUUACCAUGGGACACCUUAAUGAAUAUGCAGGAGACGGCCUUCGCACCCUGGCUCUGGCCUAUAAGGACUUGGAGGAGAGCUACAUGGAGCGCUGGAUGGAGCGCCACCAUGAGGCCAGCACAGCCAUGGAAGGACGAGAAGAAGGACUUAAUCAACUUUAUGAAGACAUCGAAAAAGACAUGAUGCUGCUAGGAGCCACAGCUGUAGAGGACAAGUUGCAGGACGGCGUGCCUCAGACCAUUGAGCAGCUGGCCAAAGCUGACAUGAAAAUCUGGGUGCUGACUGGUGAUAAACAAGAAACGGCAGAAAACAUCGGCUAUUCUUGCAACAUGCUGAGAAAUGAGAUGAAGGAGAUUUUUAUUAUUGCUGCCAAUACAACCGAUGGGGUCAAAGAGGAGCUACAGAAUGCCAGAAGGAAAAUGUGUCCCGGAGCAGCAGAGAAGCCAACAGUGAUCAAAGCUCGAGCUGGCCUGCUUUGGCUCCAGAAGACCCAGACUGUCCAGGAUGAGAACGUAAACGGAGAGUAUGGCCUGAUUAUUAAUGGACACAGCUUGGCCUAUGCACUGCAAAAGGACUUGAAGUUGGAGCUGCUGAGGACUGCAUGCAUGUGCCAGACGGUUAUAUGCUGCAGGGUCACCCCUCUGCAGAAGGCACAGGUGGUCGAGCUGGUGAAGAAAUACAAGCAGACUGUAACUCUGGCCAUUGGAGAUGGAGCCAAUGAUGUUAGCAUGAUCAGGGCUGCUCAUAUUGGUGUAGGCAUCAGUGGGCAGGAGGGGAUGCAGGCUGUUCUCUCCAGCGACUUCUCUUUUGCCCAGUUCCGUUACCUCCAGCGCCUCCUGCUGGUACACGGGCGCUGGUCUUACAUUCGCGUGUGCAAGUUCCUACGAUAUUUCUUUUAUAAGAACUUCACCUACACCCUUAUUCACUUCUGGUAUGCUUUCUUCAGCGGCUUCUCUGCACAGUCUGUGUAUGAUGACUGGUUCCUCACCAUGUAUAAUAUGGUUUACACGGCUGCUCCUGUUCUUGCCUUGGGCCUUUUUGAUCAGGAUGUAAAUGACCGCUGGAGUUUGCAAUAUCCUCAGCUCUACUCUCCUGGCCAGCUCAACAAGUUUUUCAGUAAAAACGUUUUUGUGCGCUGUGUAAUGAGGAGCUGCUACACCUCCCUGGUCCUCUUCUUUAUCCCAUGGGCCGCCAUGCACGACACAGUCCGGGAUGAUGGCAAAGACAUCGCGAACUAUCAGUCCUUUGCUUUGUUGUUGCAAACCUCCCUGCUGAUUGUGAUGAGUGCUCAGAUGUUUUUUGACACCUAUUACUGGACAGCAAUAAACCAGUUUUUUCUGUGGGGCAGCUUGGCUGCCUACAUUGCUAUCACCUUUACCUUUCUAAGCAACGGCCUUUUUUUCAUGUUUCCCACCAGUUUCUUCUUCAUUGGCACAGCGAGGAACUGCUUGAACCAGCCAAACGCGUGGCUGACGGUGUUCCUGACCUGUCUUCUCUGCACCCUGCCUGUGGUGGCCUAUCGCUUCUUUCUCAUGCAGUUUUAUCCCAUGAUCACUGAUAAGGUGAGGUAUAAGGCACAAAAGGAGGGAAUGCCAACUCCUUCUCCUUAUCGGCCACCUCCCAGGCGUAUCCGCAGCCGCCGGUCCAGCUACGCCUUCUCCCACUCCCAGGGCUUCGGAGAUCUGGUAACUUCCCGCAAAUUCCUGCGCCUGAAGAUGCGACCAUCCCUGUUCGGCCAAAAGGACUCUCCGGUGGUUGAAAAUCAGCCACAGGUCUAUCGGACCAUAACGGAGGAGGCGGAGGAGUCACAGAGUUAGGAUGCUUUUAUGGACUGAAGUAUUAUUAUUUGUGUUGUUAUUUUGAGACUUCUGUAUAUAAGGAUGCUACUGGUAAAGGCACCUAAAAUCAUGGUAUUACUAAAAUGAAAUUUACACUGAGGUAAUGUUUUUUUAUUGAUAAAUAACUGAUGACAUCACUGUGAAAAAGUUAACUUAUACAUUAAGCAAAAUAUGCAUUAAAAGCUCACACUGUU